UAGGUUGAGUUAACCAUGGUGUUUGUUAAUGUGACGGUGGACGUGCCAUCAUCAUCCUCUUCUGAUAAGCCUCAUCAUCCUCCUGGUCAUCCACUCCAUGAACUCUCUAAGAAAUCAUCGUUUAGGGUUAUCUCCAAAGUUGACCACAAUUUCAAUCUAACCAUCAAAGGUGGCAAAGUUCUUCUUGCCCGCUCUAACCCAAAGGAUCUGCAUCAGCACUGGUACAAAGAGGAGAAAUACGGCGGGACGGUGAAGGAUCAAAAUGGCCACCCUAGCUUUGCUCUGGUUAAUAAAGCUACUGGUCAGGCCCUCAAACACUCCAAGGGACACACUCAUCCUAUGGAGUUGGUUGCUUACAAUCCAAAGAUUAUGGAUAUGUCAAUAUUGUGGACGCAAGGUGCAGACUGGGGUGAUGACUACAGAGUGAUUAGGAUGGUUAAUAAUACUGGAUUGCAUAUCGAUGCUGCUGGUGCGGACAUUAAUGGUGCACAUGAUGGCACCAACAUUGUGUGCUGGAACUGGAAUCGUGGAAAUCCUAAGCAGCUGUGGAAAAUUGCCCAUUUCUGACGAUUUGAUGGGCUUUCCAUUAGUAGAAGCUGGUCACGUUCGUAUUUGUGCUUGGGGAUACAUGGGUUCCUGAAGACGAUCGAUUUCAUUGCUUUUAUGUGUGUUUAAUUCCUCGUUUCUUUUGAGCAAAACCUUUCACAGUUUUCAUU
Molecule: messenger RNA, 716 nt
Organism: Tripterygium wilfordii
Lineage: Eukaryota; Viridiplantae; Streptophyta; Magnoliopsida; Celastrales; Celastraceae
Product: ricin B-like lectin EULS3
Exons: 4
Coding region: 16-567 (183 amino acids)
Source: RefSeq, a predicted model, not a curated record